GUACCCACUGCUGUAUUCCGAGCUGUAGGUGGAAUGAGGCUGUUGAGCGGUUCUUUCUUUAGGCUCAGCCCACAAACGAAAAUGUAAAUUUCGCAAAAUUAUUUUUAGGCUUUAUAGAGGAGAACUUCCGUGACAAUGACUGUAUUCCUUUGGAUCCGGGGAGAUGUGGGCUGUAAAGAGAAUAUCCGAUUUUGGCUUAUUUUUUUCCAAUCUAGAUAAAUUGGAAGACUUUCACAUCGAGUAGCCUAACGUUAUUAUAUUUAUAGGGCGGAGGCAAACAUUUGCAACAAUGGGGUUUGCAUUUUAGAUUUCGGAGUGCAGUGCGUUGCUGGACACCACAAGCGAUGCUUGGAUUGUGUAGGCUAUCGUGUCUCGUUUUCGGAGAAUAAGAAAUAAUUAACAAAUAACGGGAGCGUUGUAGCCUUUGCUGUGAACCUCCGAACCAUAUUUCAGUUCUGAAUAGGCUACCACGUGCAUUGUGUACUUUUCAGAAGAGUUCUAUUUAACUAAUGAAGGACAUUCUUUGAGAAAAUGUUCACUUCAGAAUGUGCCGAAUACAAUGCGGUACAGUAGACUACAUAGCCUGACGUGGACGCAUUGAGCUGCUGUUCUGCAGUUUUGGUCUUAGCUGUUUGCCACUUUGUGGAUUACACCCAUCUGUUUAUUGUCAGAGCGUCUGUUUAGUUUUUGUUCUCUAUAGAAGUCCAUAUCAUCAGAACUGAUACUGAAGAUGAGGAACGCAGAGGAGGCGGAUGGAUUUGAUGGCGAGGCCUCCAACACUUCAAUGAUAUCUGGGGCUAGUAGCCCCUAUCAACCGACAACUGAACCAGUUCAUUCAAGAAAUGUAUUCGGGGGAAUCCGAUGUGACACGGCAUAUCUGAAAUCAAAUUUAGGAAUUUUAAAAAUUAUUGAAGUGGUCCUCUCUCUCAUUGCCUUCAUCUGCAUAGAGACCGUUAUGGUGUGUUUGCCCUGUGGAGGUGUGUACUUCUUUGAGUUUGUCAGCUGCAGUGCCCUCCUCAUCACCAGCAUCCUGCUCCUGAUCUUCAGCCUCAGCAUCCACACCAAAGUGCCCCACAUCAACUGGAGUCUCACGGACCUGGUCAGCACCGCCACAAGCUCCUUCUUUUUCCUCCUUGCCUCCAUCGUGCUGGCAGCACUGAACCGCAAGUCUGGAGGAGAAAUCACUGCUGUGAUAGUUGGCUUCCUGGUGAUGGCUGUCUAUGCCUUCAACACGUACCUGGCAGUGAGGAGCUGGUGCACAAGAGAUGGAAGCUCCAGCACCACUCAAUCCAGCGAGUACAUCCGCGCUCGCAGCACGUAAAAGAGUGAGGUGGAAGCAUGCCCUGAGCUCCAGUAACCCACCCAGCUCAGACUGGAAGGGUGCUCACAAUCUCUCAUCUGUUUCACCUGCUAUGUUCCCAGGGACAGCCUGUCCCUGGCCUCUGCCUAAUAACCCAGCCCAGGGAGUUGGAAUUAUUAUAGCUUUUAGUGGUAUACUGAACAUCAUCAUGCCACAACGACAUCUAAAUCUUCCUGAUGACAUUUUAACUAGACUGUUGACUGUUGACCACACCCCCAGAGGGGGCCUCAGUGUGACCAGCGUGGCCAAACAGACCAGUCUUGGAAGGCUGCAUGCGUCUGUGACAAAAAUAAUUUAAAUUUUUUAAAUAUUCUAGAUGUCCUAUCAAAGAUUAUGAGAUCGUUAUUAUUUCUUUAGUACAAUUAUGAUAAUACAGUACAUACUGUAUAUGUUGUAUAAAGAUAAUGAGUUCUUAUAGUUGUCUUGUGGUAGUUUUCUAAAAGAUGCCAGUGGGUGACACUGCUUUUUUCUUGGAAUUAACCUCUCAGUGAACUGGUGUAAACCAGUGGGUUGUUACUCUAGUUUUUAUUAUGAUGUAGAUACGUCUAGUGAAUAUCAUUAACUAUCUCAUGUUUGGUAAACUAGGUCUAUCAGCAGAUUUACAAAGCACAAAAUGAUAUUGUUUCAGAUGGAUACAAUUCAUUAUCUGUGGUUUGGAAGAGCUGACUGAUUCCAUUGCAGACUGGCAAGUUCCUGAGAACUUCAGAACAUAUUCUGCCAUUUUUAAUUCACAUAAUGUGUCUUGACAAAUACUUCUGAAGGUUGUUUGAUUACAAUAUUUAUAAGGAACAUUUGUUCCAUAUCAAUAUAAAAUCUAUUUGUUUUAAAACACUGCUAAAACAAAUCUUGGGUCGAUUGCAUUAUCAUACACAGUUUUGCUCUAAACAAAGCUUACCCGUACAGAUCUCACCUGGACGUCAAAUAUUUUGUCUUCCUGAAUCACAGCUGUUAGAAGUGUUGCAGAACAUUAUCAGAAGCAUAGCUUUGAAAACUAGCAUUAGGCAUGAAAGCCUAAUGAUAUCAGUAAAGUGAAAAUAUAUUACGGAUAUUUGUAAAUAAUGUUUAUGAAUAACAUUCCCAAUACCACCUAUGUAUCAAUUUCAUUGCACUGUAACCUUAUUUAUUUAUUCAGUAACAGCUUUAAGAGAGGCUGCUUAAGAACUACCAAAUGAAUGGUCUGCAUAGAUAAAUUGUUAUCAUUAUGCCAAGAAAGGACAUCAUUUAUUUUAUCUUAAAUGUGGUUAAAUGUGGAUAUGUUAUACUUAAUGCAAAUUAAUGCUUUACAUUCUCAUCAUGAAGGAGGUUUCUCUGAAAAACAGAGUUCUUUUAGCACAAUAAUAUUGGGGAUAAGUGUGGAUCAGGAUUAAAACUUGAGUGGAUUUCUACUUUAAUAAUACAUGUAAACAAUUUUAAUGCAUAAGAUGAUCUUGCUGCAUUGCUUGAGGAUUUUGAAUUUUAAAAAGCAUAUGCAUUGGUUUCUUUUCAAGAGAGACACACUGCUGGACCAUCUAGUCAUGCAUAUUCAAAUGUUAAGUCUCACAAGCAUACCAGUCUAGCAAUUAAUUCAUAUAAAAAUAUUGGGGGUGAUAUGUUUCCCCCAAACCUGUGCAUGUGGUAAAAAGCUGAGCUGCAUUCAGUGUGUGAAGAGAGGCUGCAUGAGGAUUUUAGAGGUGGGUGAGAGCAAAUGUUUGCAGAGGUUGUAUUUUUUUCAGUUUAUACCAUAUUUUCCUAGUAAGUUACCACAUUUGGGCCAAGAAGCAAACUUGUGGUCUGCUCACUUCCUAAGUCAGUUUAACUUGAAUGAAUAAUUGUGUGUUGCAGCUCUGCUUUGCAUUGCCUAAUUCUGUGUCCCAGAGAAGAGCGUAUGAUAGUCAAACCAGGCCUACUGCAUCAAAAGGCUCUAUUCCUUAAGCGCCAAAACGAUUUGCUGGAUUUUAUAUUCAUGUUACAAUGUAUUUUUACAAAGUGCUCACUGUGAAACAGGAAACUCAUAGCCUUCAACUUGGUGUGGCUGUGAAUUGGAGCCAAUGUCAAAGUGUGAAGGAGAAGUCCUGAGGUGUUUAAGUUACGUAUUUGUGAGUGUGAAAGUGACAGGGCAUUAUUCUGCUCUUAUUAAUAGACCCAUUGAUGUUUUAGUGGUGCCUAAUAAUCUCUCUGGACUGUUGUUGAUUAUAUGUAUAUGUGAGUUUUGAUAAGCUGUGGAUAAACUUUGUUGCUGAAGUGUAUUUAUUACAGCUCUGUGUAAUGUAUAGUUUAUGCACUUUGUUUUAUAUACACGUAUGAACUCUGUGUAUCAUAAGGAUUUCAGUAGCGCACUUCAACCAUGGUGCCUUAAGUCAAAGGCCACACCACCAAGACUUCCUGACUAGGACUAGGAUAAAUAACCCAAUUUUUAAAGUACUUGGCAUUUAUCACAGUAAUGGAAUUGAAUCACUAUACCGGAGAACAUUACUUGCAUUUUAUGUAUGUGUAUUGUUGAGAGGAAAUGAUGGACAAAUUCUAAUCCUGAAGGUAAUCCUAAAGGUACUGUAGGUACAUACUGUAUGCUGUGACAGCUUUGUCAAAUACAGAAAGAGGAGAAGAUGAAAGUAAUCAGAUUAACGUUUUUACAUUCAGUCCUAAACUAUUAAUGUGAUUUAAAGGCUUAAAAUAAUGGACCUUUUAAUCAAUGAUGUGUUUUUUUAAAUUGGUGAAGACUGUCAAUGCUCAUUGUAGACUUUGACCUAAUUUAGUACUUCAACAAAAUGGUUCACAGACAUUAUGCUUGUGUUGAUGAUGUGACAAUUGCUAUGGUGACAUUGGCCUUGUUUCCACAAUCACCGUGGGAGUGCAUAUAUAUGAAUGAUAUUUGUAUGUGAAUGUCUCUUCAAUCAAUUGAGGGUUUUAAAGCCUAAAGAUUUUUGUCAAUGUACUUCCCUUAUUUUCUCUCAUAUCAUUUCUCGUUAUCAUUUAUUAUUUCAUAUCCCAUUCAUCAAGCAAGACAAUGGGCUAUAGACUAAGAAUCAGUCAACAUACGUUUAUAGUUUUGCUUAUACACAGACAGUGUUUCAAAUGGGCAAAAUAGGUGAGAAAUGCUGUGGCAAAUCCUGAAAGGAGCAGUUCAUACAAAAAUGGACCAAUUUGUCUGAUUUAAAGCAGUUCUGCAAAGAAGAGUGGGCUAGAAUUCCUCCACAAUGAUGCGAAAGACUGGUCUCAAAUUACAGGAAGCGUUUGGUUGCAGUUAUUGCUGCUAGAGGUGGUGUAACCAGUCAUUAAGUUUAAGGGGGCAACUACUUUUUCACAUGAUUGAUAUGGGUGUAUGAUAACUUUUUUCAUUAAAUAAAUGAAAUAAUUUUUAAAAAUUUGCUUUGUGUUUACUCAGUUUCCCAUUUUGUCUAAAGAUGUGAAACCAUUCAGUGUGACAAAUAUGCAAUAAUAGAGGAAAUCAGGAAGGGGCAAAUACCUUUUCAGAUGACGGUAGCAACGCUGAUUAUUUUUACUGGUUUUGUGAUCAAAAAAUCCUUUCAUUUAAUAAAUCAUUCUGACCAUGAUUUUGA
This is a messenger RNA of Anguilla rostrata (American eel), 4896 nucleotides long. RefSeq names its product CKLF-like MARVEL transmembrane domain-containing protein 4. NCBI's taxonomy places the organism in Eukaryota, Metazoa, Chordata, Actinopteri, Anguilliformes, Anguillidae. The transcript has 4 exons. Bases 731 to 1321 code for a protein of 196 amino acids. Gene Ontology annotation, cellular component: membrane. The record is from RefSeq and is a predicted model, not a curated record.